Oryza brachyantha (malo sina) is the source of this 1328-nucleotide messenger RNA. RefSeq names its product succinate dehydrogenase [ubiquinone] iron-sulfur subunit 1, mitochondrial. Gene Ontology annotation, cellular component: ribosome; mitochondrion. Gene Ontology annotation, molecular function: 2 iron, 2 sulfur cluster binding; structural constituent of ribosome; electron transfer activity. Gene Ontology annotation, biological process: tricarboxylic acid cycle; aerobic respiration; translation. Bases 70 to 1113 code for a protein of 347 amino acids. Lineage: Eukaryota; Viridiplantae; Streptophyta; Magnoliopsida; Poales; Poaceae. The record is from RefSeq and is a predicted model, not a curated record. The transcript has 2 exons.
CCUCUGACCCAAUUGAAGAGGAGAGAGAAAAAGCAGAGAGAGAGAAGGUGAAACCCCAAAUCCGCCGCGAUGGCCGCCGUCGCCCUGCUCCGCCGCUCGCCGGCGGCGCGCGCCCUCCUCUCGCCGGCGCUCUCCUCCCGCCUCGUCGCGUCCAAGCCCCACUCGUCGUCCCCCGCGCCGCCGCCGCCGUCGAGGGCGAACACCAAGACGUUCUCGAUCUACAGGUGGGAUCCCGACUCGCCGUCGACGAAGCCGCAGCUGAAGGACUACAAGGUGGACCUCUCCGACUGCGGGCCGAUGGUGCUCGACGUGCUGCUCAAGAUCAAGAACGAGCAGGACCCCUCGCUCACCUUCCGCCGCAGCUGCCGCGAGGGGAUCUGCGGCAGCUGCGCCAUGAACAUCGACGGCGACAACGGCCUCGCCUGCCUCACCAAGAUCUCCUCCGCCUCCUCGGCAUCCACGAUCUCGCCGCUGCCCCACAUGUUCGUCAUCAAGGACCUCGUCGUCGACAUGACCAACUUCUACAGCCAGUACAAGAGCGUCGAGCCGUGGCUCAAGCGCAAGGACUCGCCGCCGCAGCCCGGGAAGGAGAUCCCCCAGACCAAGGCCGACCGCGCCAAGCUCGACGGCAUGUACGAGUGCAUCCUCUGCGCCUGCUGCUCCACCUCCUGCCCGUCCUACUGGUGGAACCCCGAGGAGUACCUCGGCCCCGCCGCGCUGCUCCACGCCAAUAGGCUUCCGCUGUUGGGGACGCUAAUCAAACCAAAACCCAACAUGUUCAUGCACAUCCAAGCUCGAGGAUAUCAUGGGGUGUCGGAGAAGAGAAACUUGCUGGAUCACAAACGUAGAUUGCUCGCAGCAAAACAUGAACUGAAAGGGAAGCUUUAUAAGGCUGUUUGUAGGGACCCUGAUCUUCCAGCAGAUAUGCGGGACCAGUUUCGCUAUAAGCUGUCCAAGUUGCCAAGAAAUAGCUCCAUGACACGCCUUAGAAACCGCUGUAUCUUCACAGGCCGCUCGCGCGCUGUUUACAAGAAAUUCCGCAUGUCUCGUAUUGUGUUCCGGUCAUUGGCUAAUAAGGGUGAAUUGUUGGGUGUGAAGAAAGCGUCUUGGUAGAUGCUAACAAACCAAUAGAUCAAAGCACUAGCUCUGCAGUAGUCCAGCAUAAUAAGUUUGCCUUGAUGCAGUUUUUCAGUGUUUGAUACCUGAAACUACUUUUCAAUCUUUUGACCAGUAGCCAGUGUGGCGCUCUUUUCAAUUAUUUAGUUGAACCAGUGUACUGUACUGUUUGUCUGCCUAUUGAGCAUUUAUGAAGUUAAAAGGCUUGGAAC